Messenger RNA from Vigna angularis (adzuki bean), 2431 nucleotides. Its product is annotated as protein FAR1-RELATED SEQUENCE 9. The record is from RefSeq and is a predicted model, not a curated record. The transcript has 3 exons. Lineage: Eukaryota; Viridiplantae; Streptophyta; Magnoliopsida; Fabales; Fabaceae. Gene Ontology annotation, molecular function: zinc ion binding. Gene Ontology annotation, biological process: regulation of DNA-templated transcription. Bases 251 to 1900 code for a protein of 549 amino acids.
UCCAUGCCCUAAUCAAAAUAUCAAAUUAAACAUUACAUUCUUUACCUUUUCCCAACCCUCUCUCCCCCUCACACGCUUAACUCUCUCGGCCACCGGCGGUCUGCCGCCAAGAAAGGAAGCCACCGACGCCACGGCCGUCCGUCACUUGGUCAGGACCCUACCGCUGACAGCCACUCUGAUCGUGAUUUUUAGAAAAUAAAUUCUGGGCUGCUUUCUUGUUCUUGUGUAGUUGUAGCAACUUGUAGCACAUAUGAGUAUAUCUAGACAGCGUACCCUUGGUGGCGGGGGUCAUCAUGUUUUGGACUACUUGAAGCGCAUGCAGGCAGAAAAUCAUUCUUUCUUUUAUGCAGUCCAGGAUGACGAUGAUCUCUCGUGUGGUAAUAUAUUUUGGGCUGAUGCAACAUCUAGAACAAACUACUCUUAUUUUGGAGAUGCUGUUAUAUUUGACACAACCUACAAGACUAACCGAUGUAGGGUGCCAUUUGCCUCUUUCACUGGGUUGAAUCAUCAUGGACAACCCGUGUUAUUUGGUUGUGCAUUGAUUCUCAAUGAAUCUGAGUUAGCAUUUAUAUGGCUAUUCAGGACUUGGCUUCAUGCCAUGUCUGGCAGUCACCCUGUCUCCAUUACAACAGAUUUUGACCCUUCAAUACAUGUUACUGUUGCCCAAGUUCUCCCUUCAACUCGCCACCGGUUUAGUAAAUGGAGCAUAUUUAGAGAAACCCGAGGCAAACUGGCUCAUUUAUAUCAAUCGCAUCCUGCUUUUGAAACUGAAUUCAAGAAAUGCGUUCACGAGAGUGAGACUACUGAUGAAUUUGAAUCUUAUUGGCAUUCACUCUUGGAAAGAUUCUGUGUCAUGGAUAAUGAAUGGCUUCAGUCAAUGUACAAUGCACGACAACAUUGGGUUCCUGUCUACUUGCGGGAUAGUUUCUUUGGAGAAAUAUCUUCAAAUGAGGUAAAUGAGUCUUUGAAUUUUUUCUUUGAUGGAUAUGUGAAUUCAUCCACCACGCUACUGGGAUUGGUUAGACAGUACGAGAAAGCUGUAUCAAAUUGGCAUGAAAGAGAAUUAAAAGCAGAUUAUGAGACCACUAAUAGUAGUCCAGUUUUAAAAACACCAUCUCCUAUGGAAAAACAAGCUGCCAGUCUUUACACGAGAAAGAUAUUCAUGAAAUUCCAGGAAGAGUUAGUAGAGACUCUUGCAAAUCCUGCUACAAAAAUUGAUGAUUCAGGAACCAUCACUACAUAUAGAGUUGCCAAAUUUGGGGAAAACCAAAAAUCUCACGUUGUGACUUUUAAUUCUUUUGAGACAAAAGCUAGUUGCAGUUGUCAGAUGUUUGAAUAUUCUGGAAUUAUUUGUAGGCAUAUAUUGGCAGUCUUCAGAGCUAAAAAUGUUCUCACUCUUCCAUCACAGUAUUUGUUGAAACGCUGGACAAGAAAUGCUAAAACUGGUACAUUGUUAGAAGAACAUGCAUCUGAAUUGCCAAGUAGUUCUCGCGAGUCUAUAACAGUUCGUUAUAACAAUUUGCGCCAAGAAGCAAUUAAAUAUGUGGAAGAAGGGGCGAAAUCAAUCCAAAUCUACCAUGUUGCCAUGAGAGCUUUGCAAGAAGCAGCUAGUAAGGUUUGUACUUUAAAAAAUCAGAUUACUGGAACAGCAGAGGGAGCUAUAGUAACCAAUGGAAGCAGUGGGGGUUUGCUUGCAGCAGAUGAAGAUGCUCCAACCUAUCAGUCUAUGCAUGCAGAGAAGCUAAAAAAAAUCCACGAGUUGACUGCUGAGUUAGAAGUCGCAAAUCAACGAUGCGAAGUGUAUAGAGCAAACUUGCUAGCUGUGCUGAAGGAUAUGGAAGAACAAAAGUUAAAGCUAUCAGUAAAGGUCCAAAAUGCAAGACUUAGUUUGAAAGAAUGACUGCAGUGAUUGCAAAGGCUUUAAUGAGGAUCUCAUGAAGACAUCUAGCAUCAUAGAAUAUCUGAAGAAGGAAGAACAAUAGAAGGAGACUACUCAAGAGAGAGAACAAGAGAUGGAGCUUAAAAUAAAUUUAUAAAAUUUAGAAUUAUGUUUAGAAAACGUGAUGAAAAAUAUUUUAGGAGUUUCUAGAAGGUUCUAAGAUAUUCUAAGGAAGAAUGAAGUGAAACGAUGCAUGAAGCCACGUAGUCAUAGUCACUUCAUUAAUGAAAUUAUGCAAGUUUAUGAAUUUAAUUACUUCAUUAAUGAUGAGGUGAUGACUACCUCUGGACAUCAUCGUAGAAUUUUGGACUUGAAAGGAUUUUCUCAUAUAUUCUACACACUUGAAAGGAGAAUUAGAGUUUUGUGAGAAUUUAGUCUUUAGCUUUAGGUUAUUAUCUUGAAGAGUCUAUUUAAGUGUAGAAUAAUCUUUGUAUUUAUUCUUGCCUCAACUGAGGUGAAAUGUUAAAACAUAAUUCCUUUUCUUGUUGAUUC